This is a messenger RNA of Rhizopus microsporus ATCC 52813, 2862 nucleotides long. Its product is annotated as ras GEF. NCBI's taxonomy places the organism in Eukaryota, Fungi, Mucoromycota, Mucoromycetes, Mucorales, Rhizopodaceae. Gene Ontology annotation, cellular component: plasma membrane. The record is from RefSeq and is a predicted model, not a curated record. Gene Ontology annotation, biological process: Ras protein signal transduction; positive regulation of GTPase activity. The transcript has 3 exons. The coding region runs from base 56 to 2821 and encodes 921 amino acids. Gene Ontology annotation, molecular function: guanyl-nucleotide exchange factor activity.
AGUAGAAGAAGAAGAAGAAGAAGAGGCGAUAUUAGAACCUCAGCCACCACCUCCAAUGCAAGCACCACCUAGAAAACGAAAUACAGAAUAUCGACUUAGCUUAUUAAGCAAUAAUACAUCCAAUUGGAUAUUACAGAGAACAGAGGAUGGUGAUGAUACCUAUUACUAUAACACAGCUACAGGGGAAAUGAGGAUUGAUCCACCUAACGAAGAGGAAGAAGACGAUUAUCGAUGGUCUGACCAAAGCACAUUGGCUUCCAAAGAUGCGCACUAUUUUUCAACUUAUACAGUCAGAACAUCACAAGCAACGAGCAGUUACUUAUAUCCUGAAACUCCCAGCCUUAUAUCAAAAGCAUCCACACUAUCCAUACCUGAAGAGAAAGAAAUAAGUGAAUCAUUAGAUUGGCAAAAGCUACUUUAUUACAUUACUCUCACCAUUCAUCAACUGAUCACAGCCGUCAAGUGUGAACAAGAAUUCACUUACCCAACUCAUGCAGCGCAGAUUGUGAAUGCAAUUCGAUACAUGCUCGUUUCUUCCAACACUAUCGACAAGGACUCAAUCUAUAUACGCACCCACAGUAGCCUUCGUACCCACCAUCGUACAAUGAUGGCUUGUAUGUCCAAGUUGAUCUUGUCAGCCCAAGCAGCUCAGGAUGAUCAGCGCAUCUUGGCGGAAUGCAGCGAGCUACUAAGUAUGGUGAAACAUUUUGUAUCCACUUGUCAAGAGCUGGUGAUACCAUUAAUACCUGCGGAUCCACAAUUUAAUUUUUUGGAUGCCAAAAAGGAGGAUAUGAUGCUCAACAACCGGUACAGUCUACAACUCAAUUUAGCAGAAAACCUCGAGACGAUGGGCACCUCAAUUCAAGAUUCAGCAGAGACAAUCAUGACGUGCAUCAAUGGUUGGUCAGGUGAAGACAAAUACUCACUUAUCGUCUUGCUCUUUACACAUUUUCGAAACCUGUCUAAUCAAACCGGCCUCUUUUUGGCUUAUUUGGAUGACACGGACUUUAGCAACGUACUCGAUCACUCCGAAAUGAACGACUUGAAGCAGGGCAAGCGGGUUCUCGCCGAUGCCCUUGGCUUACUCUUCAUCAAACUCCAGGCGCUCACAAAUGAAUACACCAAGGAUUUUUCAACCUCACUUGAAGAGACAAAGGAAGCUGCAGUUGCCCUGUUUGAUCCUAUUGAGCAGAUAUGUUCCAGUGUACUGCAUCUGGCAACCAAAGAUCGAAGCAGGAGCAACAGUACGGUUUCGGUUACACAGCCGGCGAAAAAAACGACAGAGCAGAAAAAGAAAUCAAUCAUUUUGGAGGAGGAGGAGGGAGAGGAAGAAAUAGUGUCGACAACGGUCGUUCCGUUAGAGAGGCAUCAAUCCGAGGUCGUACAAUCUUCUACUAAACCGCCUGUGAUUCAGCGAUCACAGACAACACCGUCGUCGGACAAGAUCAAGAAAUUCUUUGGGGACGAUGCGCCCUUGGAAGUUGUCGGAAGUAAACCUGUGACGACCGAGCGUCCGGAUUUCUUAAAGCACGAUUAUGGACCCAAUGACAUUGUAUUCAAUAUGGAAGGCAACGUUAAGGGAGGCACACUACCUGCUCUGGUGGAACGAUUGACGAUGCACGACUAUUUUGAUAUGAACUUUAUCAAUACCUUCCUGCUGACUUACCGAUCAUUUUGUACCUCUGUACAACUUUUGGAUCUGCUCGAGGCAAGGUAUAACCUGAAAUGUCCUGAAGGGCUGACUGAGGAAGAAGAAAAGAUCUGGGAAGAAAAGAAGCUGAAGCUGGUGCGGUUACGUGUGUUUAACGUACUCAAGAAUUGGCUUGAACUGUAUUAUAACGAAGAUGAUAGUAUCUUGCUUGAUCGUCUCAUGGAGUUUACACAGACUCACAUCAAGAAUACCCUCAAGUUUUCCAACGGACAGCUCGAAUCUUUGAUUCAGAAAAGAAAGGAAGGCGUUGCUGUCGAUAACGUUGGGCUCAAGAAGAUGAUCCUCACCUUACCUGCUCCACCUGAGCCUAUUGUACCCAAGAACCUGAAACGCGUAAAGCUGCUAGACAUCGAUGCCUUGGAAAUUGCACGACAGUUAACCAUUAUGGACUUUAAGCUCUACAGUGCGAUUCGACCGAUUGAGUGUUUAGACAAGGCAUGGUCAAGGGAAGAUGACACGGUUGCAGUCAACAUCCGUGCGUCGAUCGAGUACUGCAAUCAGGUCACCUCUUGGGUCUCGGAUGUGAUUUUGAGUCAACAUGAUAUGAAGAAGCGAAGCAUUGUGAUCAAAUAUUGGGUGCAAGUUGCAGAAAAAUGUCGUACACUCAAUAACUUUAAUACAUGUAUGGCCAUCCUGUCUGCAUUUGACAACAGUUCGGUCGGACGAUUGAAACGUACAUGGGAAGCAGUGGGAGCCAGGACGAAUCAGAUACUCCAGCAUAUCCGUAAGAUCAUGGGUGCCAACCGAAAUUUUACAGAAUACAGAGCCCUUAUUCAUUCCGUCAAUCCACCUUGUAUCCCAUUCUUGGGCAUUUAUCUACAAGAUCUUACAUUUAUCGAGGAUGGCAAUUCAAACGAGCUCAAAAAGAACAAGGAGUUGAUCAAUUUUGCUAAAAGAGCGAAGACAGCCGAAGUGAUUCGCGAAAUUCAACAGUAUCAGUCUUCUUUAUACCAAUUAAAACCUGUAGAAGAGAUACAAGAAUUUAUUAAAGCAAAUCUACUGAGUACAAGGGAUGAAGAGCAAUUGUAUAAUGAGAGUUUAAAGAUAGAACCAAGGGAAAGGGAUGAUGAAAAGAUCACUCGAUUAUUGCAAGAGUCUGGAUUCUUGUAAAAAAAUAGUCACACAACGCGUCAAAAACACCAUUGUUUUAU